Molecule: messenger RNA, 2876 nt
Organism: Apis dorsata (giant honeybee)
Lineage: Eukaryota; Metazoa; Arthropoda; Insecta; Hymenoptera; Apidae
Gene: Trm1
Product: probable tRNA (guanine(26)-N(2))-dimethyltransferase
Exons: 10
Biological process (GO): tRNA N2-guanine methylation
Cellular component (GO): nucleus
Molecular function (GO): oxidoreductase activity; RNA binding
Source: RefSeq, a predicted model, not a curated record
CGAUAUAACUUUUAUAUGCCAUUUAAAAAAAUUAAUUUUAUAUUUUUGCGUAACAUGGAACAAUGUGCAAAAAAACUAAAAUUAGAUAAUAUAAAUAUAAAAGAAGGAGAGGCAGAAAUUCUGGUGAAUGAUACAAAUGUAUUUUAUAAUCCUGUUCAAGAGUUCAAUAGAGAUCUUAGUAUAGCUGUAUUAGCAACUUACAUAAAAAAUAUAAAUAAACAAACAAUAGAGAUAAAUGCAAAAAAAAAAGAUGAAAUCUGUAUAUUGGAAGCUUUAUCUGCAACUGGUUUACGUAGUAUUCGGUAUGCCAAAGAAAUAAUGGGUAUAAAACAAAUUAUAGCAAAUGAUAUUUCUGCAAAAGCAGUAGAAAGUAUUAAAAAAAAUAUAUAUCACAAUGGAGUUGAAAAUCUUGUAAAACCAAGUCAAGAGGAUGCAACAUUGCUUAUGUACCAAAAUAGAAAAAGCAAAUUUGAUGCAAUAGAUUUAGAUCCAUAUGGUUGUCCUACAACAUUUUUGGAUAGUGCAGUACAAUGCGUAUCAGAUGGUGGAUUACUUAUGAUUACAGCUACAGAUAUGGCUGUAUUAGCUGGCAAUUCUCCUGAAACUUGUUAUCUUAAAUAUGGUGCUAUCUCAUUAAGAACUAAAGCUUGUCAUGAAAUGGCAUUAAGAAUAUUGUUGCAAAAUAUUGCUUCACAUGCUGCUCGUUAUGGUAGAUACAUAGUACCCAUACUUUCUAUAAGUGCUGAUUUUUAUAUAAGAGUAUUUGUCAAAGUGUUUUCCAGUCAAAUUAAAUGCAAAGAGAAUGCUACAAAAAUUGGAAUGGUAUAUCAAUGUACAGGCUGUGAGACUAUUACUACUCAAUCAUUAUGUUAUAAAAAGUCCUCAGGAAACUAUAAAUUAACAUCUUCACCUUAUGUGGAUCAAUCUUGUAAAAUUUGUAAUUAUAAACAUCAUGAAGGAGGACCUAUAUGGUUAGGUCCUUUACACGAUCAACAUUUUGUAUCUGAUCUUCUAUGUAAUUUAAGUGAAAUGAAAUUGGGAACAUUGAAAAGGAUAGAAGGAGUUUUAAAUGUUAUUCAUGAAGAGCUAGAUAUUCCAUUAUAUUAUACUCUUAAUCGUUUAAUGUCUAUAAUCAGAUGUAUUACACCAUCAAUACUAAUAUUUCGAUCUGCAUUGUUAAAUGCAGGAUAUCGUGUAUCAUAUUCACAUGCGUGUAAAACAUCUAUAAAAACAGAUGCUCCAAAUGAAGUUAUAUGGGAUAUAGUACGUGCAUGGGAAAAAAAUAAUCCCAUAAAAAGAAAUAAACUGUCAAAUGAUAGUCCUGCAAUAAAAAUAUUAGAUACACCAAUAACUACAAAUGUUUCAUUUGAUAUACAUCCUCUAGCCAAUCCAGUAUCCAGACAAAACAGGCUAACACGAUUUCAACAAAAUCCUACAGUUAAUUGGGGACCUGGAACACGUUCAAAAACAAGAAUAGAUUUAGAAAAUGGAGAUGAAAUUCCAAAAAAGAUAAAAAAUCAGAAUAAAAAUUCUAAAAAAGAGAAAUCACAAGUAACAAAUGAUAUGGAAAAAAUAAAUUUAUAAAAUAUUUUAUUUCUAUUUGUAAAAGAUCUAUUUAUCACAACAAUAAUUAUGGCUCAAAUACCCAUUCUUACAUUUUCUAAUGGAUACAAGAUGCCUUCAUUUGGUCUUGGUACUUAUCAGUCACGUCCUGGAGAAGUAGAAAAUGCUGUAAAAGAAGCAAUAAACUUAGGAUAUCGUCACAUAGAUACAGCAUAUUUUUAUCAAAAUGAGAAAGAAAUCGGUGAAGCGAUUCAAACGAAAAUUAAAGAUGGAACUGUGAAAAGAGAAGAUCUUUUCAUUACAACUAAACUUUGGAAUAAUUUUCACAAACAAGAAAGUGUAGUCCCAAUAUGUAAAAAAUCGUUAGAAAAUCUUGGAUUAAGUUACGUAGAUCUCUAUUUAGUCCAUUGGCCAUUUGCCUUCAAGGAAGGUGAUGAUUUGUUACCCAGAGAUGAAAAUGGUACUCUUUUGUUAUCAGAUACUGAUUAUCUUGAAACUUGGAAAGGAAUGGAAGAAUGCGUGCAAUUAGGAUUGACUCGUAGUAUCGGAAUUAGUAAUUUCAAUCAAGAACAAAUCACUCGCUUGCUUAGUGCAGCCAAAAUUUUACCUGUAAAUAAUCAGGUUGAAGUCAGCAUAAAUAUUAAUCAAACGCCAUUAAUAGAAUUUUGUAAAAAGCAUAAUAUUACAAUAACUGGUUAUUCACCAUUGGGACAACCUGGAAAUAGGUCAGGUUUACCAACUUCCUUAGAUCAUCCAAAAGUAAUAGAACUUUCGAAAAAAUAUAACAAAACAUCAGCACAAAUUGUUCUAAGAUAUAUUUUACAACAAGGAAUCGCUAUUAUUCCGAAAUCUGUAACACCGAGUCGAUUAAAAGAAAAUAUCAAUAUAUUUGAUUUUUCUUUGACGAGUGAGGAAAUGGCAUCUAUAGCUACAAUUGCAACUGGUCAACGUGUUGCACGAUUUGCAGAUGCAAAGCAGCACAAGUAUUAUCCAUUUGAGAAAUAAAAAUUUUAUUGCAACUGAGUAAAAUGACAGGAAACAGCUCGUCAAAUUCAGUAGGUAUAUAUUAAUAGUAAGGUAUAUCCCCUUUGAACUUAUAUAAUCCCACGCUGUAAUUCGGCACUUGUUUGACCCUUAUCUAGUCAAUUAGAUUUAUUGAAUGCCAUGGAAAAUUUUGAUGCUCCAUAUAAUAUGAGAUCAUGCAACGUAACAAAGCGGACACCAUCAACAUGGACAAGGUUAAUUGCAUUCAACUAAUGUUAACAUUGAUUACUAAAUGUGUACAUUGCAAAUAAAUAAAAUUAUAUUAAAAA